UAGCUAUGACCUUCUACAUCUCCAGCACUGUCUGAGACACCAAAAUGAAAUGAAUUCAACAUCUGCUGGGGAUUCAUCCUCUUCUUUCCCUUCUUCAGUGGAGAUGCCUGCUUGUUACAGGGAUCUAUGCGGAGGAACAAGUAACUUUGUCAAUAUGCCCUAUUGGACAUUGGUAUUCUACACCGGAGAGUCCUAUGGAAUAUAGUCCGCUUUGCCACACUUCUCAGCCGGUGAAAAAUCAACUUUUCUUGUUGUGCAUCAUGCUGUCUCUGUGGGUGUACAUGCUCUACUGCUGCGUGGGCUACUGCUCCACCACACCGACUUUCAUGCUGGAUGAACGGAGCAGGAGGAUGCCGCCACCCACAGCUCUCCAGAACCAGCCUGAAGAACUGGAGAUGUUCCUCAAAAGCCAAACGAGGGACUUAUUAAAUAACGAGAGCGAUGCUGACAGCAGAGGAGAAGGCUGGGAGGAGAAUAAGGGCGAUGUGACUUAUGACGAGGACUCUGGAGUGACAAAUGCCCCGAACGGGUCCGAGAUAAAAAAGUUGCCCCAAGCGAUUAUUAUUGGGGUGAAGAAAGGAGGAACGCGCGCGCUGCUGGAGUUUCUGCGACUUCAUCCGGAUAUCCGCGCGGUGGGAGCGGAGCCGCACUUCUUUGAUCGCAACUAUGAGAAAGGACUCGAGUGGUACAGGGAACUAAUGCCGAAGACUUUGGAGGGUCAGCUGACCAUGGAGAAGACACCGAGCUACUUUGUAACCAAGGAGGUUCCAGGCCGGAUAUAUGCCAUGUCCAAGGGCACCAAGCUGAUAGUUGUGGUUAGAGACCCUGUAACCCGGGCAAUUUCGGACUACACGCAGACCCGCUCAAAGAAACCUGAUAUCCCCUCCUUUGAGAGCUUGACUUUUAAGAACAUCACAGCAAACCUAAUAGACACCUCCUGGAGCGCGGUCCAGAUCGGCAUGUAUGCCAGACAUCUGGAGCGAUGGCUGCAGUUCUUCCCCAUGAGCCAGUUCUUGUUUGUGAGCGGGGAGCGACUGAUCAGCGACCCCGCGGGGGAGAUGGCCCGUGUACAGCACUUCUUGGACCUGAAGAGGGUGGUCUCGCACAAACACUUCCACUUUAAUCCAGCCAAGGGCUUCCCCUGCCUCAAAAGACCUGAAAGCAACAGCAAACCACACUGCCUCGGCAAAACGAAAGGUCGAACACACCCAAACAUUGAUCCGGAUGUGAUUCAAAGAUUGAGAGACUUCUACAAGCCAUUUAACAAAAAGUUCUACCAUAUAACAGGUCAUGAUUUUGGCUGGGAUUGAGAUUUUCUCUUGAACACAUUUUUUUUGGAAGAUAAUUAAUUGUAAAAAAAAAAUACAGAAGUCUAUUUUAUCAUAAUUUAUUUAAGAGUAAUAUACUCACUCCGCUGCCUAUCUGUUGUUGUACAAACUGUAAGUUUCUACUUCAUACAUUCCAGUCGAAUCUGUAAGCUUGAUAUUUAAUAAGCUUGAUCAUUUGCAUUUUCAAAUGGGAAGCACUGUUUGACAGAGGAAAAAAGCACAAUGAAACUAAUUACGGGUAUAUGAUGUGAUAUGAUGAAGUCUCUUCAUCCUGCACUGGGAAAAUAUUCUGAUCAUUUCUCAAUUCAGUUGCACAACAGGCCCUAAUUUCUAUUUUAAUAAACAUUUUCUUUCAUCUGUUUCACAAGGAUACCAAAAUGCCAUCAUUCGUUUUCUUUAAAAGGUUCAGUAAUUAGUCUCGACUGUUUGAAAGCCACUUCUGAAGGAUCAAUACACUCAAAGCUAUACAACAAUAUGGCAGAAAAAUUGUCUUGCACUGAUUUUUAGGACACCAGCUGUAUGUUUAAGAUAAUUUACGUAAAUAUACUUCAGCAUUACGCACAAAGGAGGGAAUUCACUAAUAAUGAAUUGAAAGUUUGUGCUGAAAGGUAUGUGCAUGGUGCAAUUCCCCAUCUUGAUUUAAUUCAAAUACACAUGGUGCAGCGCUAUACCAGUGCAAAUAAUGACUGGAUAAACUUUCACCCCAGUAACUGUAUUACAGCAGUGCCCAAUACUUUGGGUCCAUAUUUGUAUUUUUGAGGAGUGAAUACGUCAUUGUUAUUGUAGUUCUUGUUAUAAGACAAAGAAUAGAAAUGGAGACAAUGCUAUCACAUGUUCUUUGAUAUGGAGACGAUGCUUUCACAUGUUCUUUGAUAAUGCUGAUACACAGAAAAGCAUUUGGACAUCAUAUUACUGUAAGACCUUUUAUAAAAUCUAAGGGAUUUAUCAGUAUGAAUAUAAUAGGGACAAGUUCAGUUAACUCAAUUCAUAACUUUAAAGAAAAGCUAGUGGAACUUCUCAUCAUAUACAUUUGUCAUACAUAAAUGGUUGAGUUUUAUUCAACCCUUAUUGUAUCAGCCUCAAUUUUUGUCUGCCACUUGUUUUUAUAAUUAAUCUGAAAAUGUGUACAAAGUAAUGUAUUAACUAUAGUUUUUUUUACAAACUGCAAACCAAACAGUUUUGGCAGGGGCACGCAACACUGAGUUUUUCUGUGCCGUGAUGAAAUAAAUCUAUUUUU
Xyrauchen texanus (razorback sucker) is the source of this 2565-nucleotide messenger RNA. RefSeq names its product heparan sulfate glucosamine 3-O-sulfotransferase 3B1-like. Lineage: Eukaryota; Metazoa; Chordata; Actinopteri; Cypriniformes; Catostomidae. Gene Ontology annotation, molecular function: [heparan sulfate]-glucosamine 3-sulfotransferase activity. The transcript has 2 exons. The record is from RefSeq and is a predicted model, not a curated record. The coding region runs from base 195 to 1310 and encodes 371 amino acids.